Alternaria alternata is the source of this 756-nucleotide messenger RNA. RefSeq lists its product as hypothetical. The coding region runs from base 105 to 626 and encodes 173 amino acids. The record is from RefSeq and is a predicted model, not a curated record. Lineage: Eukaryota; Fungi; Ascomycota; Dothideomycetes; Pleosporales; Pleosporaceae. The transcript has 2 exons.
CUGAGGAACCAAACCCCCGCGGCAGCGGAUGAGGUGCAGCCGAUGCGGCAACGUUCAAAGAGGGUUCCCGCCCAUGAACGAAAUGGGCACGACCAGGACCGUUCAUGUGCUUUGCUUUUCCUUCCGCCCAUUCUCGUCUUUCGCGGCAGAGGUUAGGCGACUAUAUGCAGCUCAAAAAAGAUCAAUUCGCUAUUCCGCGACGUCCAUGCCCUGGCAAUAGGGGUGGGGCGCAUGGGAAUUGUCCUUGUUUGUGUGUCGACUGUCGCUUGAAAUCAGGCUGGCACCCACGUCCUUCGAUUGUGCUGUCGCUGCGGGCGGGACUUUCGCGGCACAGCAUGACAUCCCGAUCGUAUCUGAAAUUGCGGGCUUGGCCGCUACCCAAUAUGAAUGGUCAAUGUGACCAGGCUACCACGAGGGAUUGUUUGAUCAUCGAUGCCGUACUGACUGCAGACGAAUCGAUACACCGGUCAUGUCGCCCUGCUAUAGUCGGUGAGCGCCGCAAGCAAGUUGUUUCCAACGUUCCAGUCAGAGUUGACACGAUUGUUGUGACUCUUCGAAUAACUGGUCCCGACUACCGAGAGCUCAGCCUGGCCAGCUACCAUGGUAAUGCUCCAAAUAGCAUCUGACGGAUAGCGGUGUGAUGCAUCGCGUCUCGGAGGACUCUGAGAGCAGACAGCGAUGCGUCAUCUGAUCGGUGGGGAAGGCUUCUAAGGAGACACGUUGCCAGCGGUCCUCCGGUUAGUGGGUCGUGGGGUC